ACCAGGAAACACGGUGCGCUUUAUUUGUAUUCACAAGUUGACAGUCGAACAGACUUUUGGUGGUCAUGGCGUUUGUUUGCAGAAAUGCUGUCGCACUGCUGAAAUCGAGCCGAGCAACACCCGCCUUGCUCUCGACUGCCGUCCGCCUGUGCAGCUCGGGUGUCCACUAUGAGUAUAUUAUGGUGGAGAAGCGAGGAGAGAAGAAGAAUGUGGGUUUCAUCCAGUUGAAUCGCCCUAAAGCUCUCAACGCGCUGUGUGAUGGCUUAAUGAAGGAGGUGGGUCAGGCCUUGGACGCCUUCGAGAGCGACGGAGACGUGGGCGCCAUCGUCAUCACUGGCAGCGAAAGGGCGUUUGCAGCCGGAGCGGACAUAAAAGAAAUGCAGAAUCGAACUUUCCAGGAGUGUUACGGGGGGAACUUUCUGGCUCACUGGAACAGAGUAUCCACUGUGAAGAAGCCUGUUAUUGCUGCUGUCAACGGAUUUGCAUUGGGAGGAGGCUGCGAGUUGGCGAUGAUGUGUGACAUCAUCUACGCUGGAGAGAAGGCACAGUUUGGCCAACCAGAGAUUAUGUUGGGGACCAUCCCUGGGGCAGGGGGCACCCAACGUCUGACCCGUGCGGUGGGCAAGUCUCUGGCCAUGGAGAUGGUGCUGACAGGAGACAAAAUUACUGCCCAAGAAGCUAAGCAGUCAGGUUUGGUGAGUAAAAUUUGCCCCGUUGACCAGCUGGUGUCUGAAGCGGUGAAAUGUGGUGAGAAAAUUGCCACUAAUUCCAAACUGGUGUCCGCCAUGGCCAAAGAGGCAGUUAAUGCAGCCUUUGAACUGACUUUGGCCGAGGGCAAUCGUUUGGAAAAGCGUUUGUUCCACGCAACGUUUGCUACGGAUGAUCGUAAGGAGGGUAUGACUGCAUUUGUGGAGAAGAGAAAAGCCAGUUUUCAGGACAAGUGAUCUGCUGAAGAAACUCCAAACAGAUCAUUGUGCUACUUGUGCAGCAAGUUGAUUGAUGGCAGUAGAACAUGGAAGAUGUUUUAUCUCCCUGUUAAGGACUAGACCUGUGGAAUUUUAUCCAGCCUAUCAGUGAACAAAUAUGAUAUUCCUGUUAUAUACCAUCAUGAAAUAGAAAUCAUAAACAUGGAAUAACAAAGCAAACAGAUCUUGUAUGUACUACAAAAAGUGGCAAUAUGGUUGGCAUUUUCCAUUUCAAUAAGUUCCCUAUUGUAAAAGGGUGAAUUCGGAUUUGAGUGAUUUAGUGCACGUUAUUUUUAUAAUUUUUAUUUUUUUUUCCAGCUUGCAGCCCUGACAACUGAGGGCGCAGUUUAUGUACAAUAAAAGUUAAUCAGUUGGAUGGUUUCAAGCCUUUUUCACUCUCAACAUAAGUCUGCCUUUUUCUGAAGUUUCUUGUCUGUGUACAUUUUGCAAAUAAAAUCUAAUAAUUGGUGUCUACUUU
Molecule: messenger RNA, 1443 nt
Organism: Phycodurus eques (leafy seadragon)
Lineage: Eukaryota; Metazoa; Chordata; Actinopteri; Syngnathiformes; Syngnathidae
Gene: echs1
Product: enoyl CoA hydratase, short chain, 1, mitochondrial
Exons: 8
Coding region: 66-944 (292 amino acids)
Biological process (GO): fatty acid beta-oxidation
Cellular component (GO): mitochondrion
Molecular function (GO): enoyl-CoA hydratase activity
Source: RefSeq, a predicted model, not a curated record